AUGGUAUCAUUCACGAUCACAGCCUGUAAGUUGAAUAGCUCGGGUUCUAUGCUUGGAAGGGUCACAUUAGCAUUCUGCAAGAGCUGCAGAUUUAUCACAACCAAAGCUGAAGGAACAAACGUUCGGUGGUUUUAUGCUAGUGACGUUCCGAUCCGGAAGCCAUUUGAACCUACGUACUCAAUUGGCGAUAAAGAACCACAGAAAUUCAUUCCGUUUUCCAAAAAUGACUCUAUGAGACUUGAAAGAAUGUUUCAGCUGGGACUGUGUGCCGGUAGUGCUUCCAACUUAAAGCAAAUCAUGGUGAAUGAGGAUCAUCUGUUUGAAGUGGAUCUGGCGCGAAAAGAAAUGAAGCCAGCUUACUGGGAAGGACCUGUUUACGAAGUACGACGGGGACUGUGGUUUAACUCAGAACAUGUUCCAGUGAGGAGUGAUCUUGCUUCGGAACUUGAGAAACAUCGUCAAGAGUUUUUGGCGGACAAGAGCAAGCAUCAAGAGAGCAAUAAUGUCGACGGGGAACAAGGAUACCGGGAUGUUUUUAGCUUGUCCAAAAAAUACAAAGAAGGCAAAAUGGUUCUUUAUGCUGAUGAGCAGACAGCCUUCGUAGUUCCUGAGCUCUAUGGAGGGAAAAUGCAACUUAACUGGUUAAGAAGCAAUUUAGCUCAAGCAGUACAAUUUGGAGCUUAUAGAGUAGUACGGGGUGUAGAAGCUGAUAGCUCUCUUACCGCUUCCGUAAAAAAAAACGUCGCAUCAGAAGUCCAGGGUACUUCGAAGAGCCUUGGAAAGAUGACGGAUUUGAUAAAUUGGCAGAUUUUUGGCUUGCUGACGGGACUUAACCCACUUAACUCCUCUAAGGAUUCAACAAACAAGGUAAUGGAGCGGGAAGUUGAAACUGACUACACAAGAGAGAAGGCAGCGGAUAAGGAAUGGCGUUCAAAUCACAGAGAUGUGGAUCACUUGGUUUUUUGUAUACAUGGGAUCGGCCAAAACCUUGGAAAGAAAUACCAAUACGUGAACUUCGCUCAUACUGUUAAUAUUCUCCGCAAUAACAUCAAAAAGAUGUACAGCAGCAGUGACAAGCUCAAACAGGUCAGUAAGGAUAAUGGACAUGCAGAUUGGGAUGAAAAUUGCCGAACGCAAGUAAUACCAAUUACAUGGAGGAACAAGAUUGGUUUCAAUACCGACGAUUUAAAGGUUAAUACCGAGGACCCGGACCUUCCGACAUUGAGUGAUAUCACGGUAGAUGGUGUGAAACCUUUGCGAAAAGUGCUCGGGGACGUGGUUUUAGAUCUUCUACUUUAUGGAGAGUCGCACUACAAGCAUCGCAUUUUACAAGAGGUGGCAGGCCAGCUGAAUCAUCUCUACAGUUUGUACCGAGCUCGGAAUCCUAAUUUCGAUGGUAAAGUGCAUAUUCUAAGUCAUUCUCUCGGAAGCCUAUUAGCCUUUGAUAUUUUGUCGAACCAAGAUCGAUACCCGCUGGACUUUGAAGUAGAAAAUUUCUUCUCUGUUGGCUCUCCUAUAGGAGUUUUCAAGUUGAUUCAAAAGACUAAGAUCGGUCAUCUCAAAGCCAGUUCGACAGAGAAAGUCGAGCACCCGCAAUGUCAGAAUUUCUUCAAUAUUUUUCACGUCUGCGACCCUGUGGCUUACAGAGUCGAGCCCUUGAUUGACAGAUCUUUCACAGAUAUACAACCGGCCUAUGUGCCGCACUGGACAAGCAACGAUAUCACAUCUAAAGUGCUAGAAAUUGGAGGUUCGCUGAUUGCCAACGAUUCUAAAAAAGAAAACUCUACAACUACCAUGACUGACCGGCAAAUUCAAAUGUUGAAUAAGCUCAAUUAUUCCGGCAGAGUUGACUACUCCUUUUUGCCGAACUUUUUAGAAGUGGAUUUGAUUUCCGCGAUUAAAGCACAUGUAAGCUACUUCGAAGAUAUGGAUCUUGCGGCUUUUGUUCUCAAACAACUAUUAUCGCAGCAUCGCAGAGUCGAUACAGGUCUAUUGGCUCAAAAGCGAAGUGUCGUUGAAACUGACUAA
Lachancea nothofagi CBS 11611 is the source of this 2028-nucleotide messenger RNA. The record is from the annotation of a GenBank genome assembly. NCBI's taxonomy places the organism in Eukaryota, Fungi, Ascomycota, Saccharomycetes, Saccharomycetales, Saccharomycetaceae.